Molecule: messenger RNA, 2245 nt
Organism: Diceros bicornis minor
Lineage: Eukaryota; Metazoa; Chordata; Mammalia; Perissodactyla; Rhinocerotidae
Gene: CYSRT1
Product: cysteine rich tail 1
Exons: 2
Coding region: 1186-1608 (140 amino acids)
Source: RefSeq, a predicted model, not a curated record
ACCGGGUCUUUAGGGAAACCCUCGAGCGCGGAGGCUUCUGGGGAAUAAAGUUCCCACCGGCGGGUCUAGUCCUGUUUCGCGCAUGCGCCAUCCUCCGCCUCGCAGCAAGGGGCGGAGUCUGCAGGGGCGGUGGGCAGGGUUUCCGGCGCCUGCGCAGUGGGCCUCUGUCGUCCACCUCUGAAAUACGGGGUCCUGGGCUGGGUUCCCCUCACAUCCGGUGCUGCAUCGUAGAACUCAUGUCUGGACAGGUCUAACCGGCCGCACACAUGCCAGCCCAGUCACCCUGGCCUCUGGGCCACGUCCGACUUGAUCCUGCCCGUCCUGGGGGUUCCCCCGGGCGCCAAAGACGAGGGGUGCGGGUCCGGGCCGCACCCCACUGCCCCGGUCACCAGGAGGAGCUCACCAGUGCCAGGCCCGGAGCCCAGUGCUCACAGCCACUGUCACCCCACACACAGCGACCCUGUGUGGCUAACGCUCCGCGCCGCCUUACAGAUGAAGGUGGGAGGGGGUGCGAGGGCCGAGGAUGGGACCCUGGGGCGGACUUGUGCCCCCCAGCCCGCCAACCAGAGGGAAAGUGUGGUUUCAGAAAUGAGCUGGAAACGUCAUUUGUGCAUGAAGCCCAUGUCGCCAAUUGUAAGAUAAGUUUUAUCGGCAAAGGUGUGUAAAUCAAACAUUUUUUAUUAGUUAAAAAAACAGCAAACCUCCGAGUAGUCUGCUCCCACCAUCUUGGUCUCUGUCUGCCGGGUAGAGGCUGUGGGUCGCAGCAAGGACCUCUGCCCUCUGCCUCGAAGCAGGGGUUCUGAGGUGUGUGUGAUGGCUAGGGUCCCCAGACCACCUGCAGGCCUGGCAUCUGAGGGCCUGACCCCAGGCUCACCUCUUGCCCUCCUUCCUGGCAAACUGCAGAUCUCUGGAAGGCCCAGGACAUACUCCAGAUGCGUUGAGGCUGAGUCACCUGGGCUGGUGGCUGCCACCCACCAGAGAAGCAAGGGUGGGCAGCCGCUGUGCAGGAGCUGGGGCCUCCUGAGAUCUUGGGAACCCCAUCUUUGAGCCCCGCCCCAUGGCCCCGCGGCCCCGCCCCUCCCUAGGAGGGAAAAGACGGCUGCCGGUCUCUCAGCUCACAAGCACUGGGACCUGGCCCAGCAGAGGAGAGGAGAGACUGCUGCCAUCGCCACUUCAGGCUGGGCCAUGGACCCCCAUGAGAUGGUCGUCAAGAACCCGUAUACCCACAUCAGCAUCCCCCGGGCUCACCUGCGGCCUGACCUGGGGCAGCAGCUGGAGGUGGCUCCCUCCUUGGAGCCACAGCCUCUGCCUGUGGAGUCCUGCAUCCCAGAGCCCACCCGACUUCUGCAGCCCACAGAGGAUGCCUUAGGGCCCAAGGGCGCCAAGGGGGCCAAGGGGACUGCCCCUGUCCAGGGCCAGCAGGCCUGGCAGCAGCCAGGCAACCCCUAUGGCAGUGGGCAGCGCCCAACAGGACUGACCUAUGCUGGCCUGCCGCCCAUCGGGCACGGCGAUGACAUCGCCCACCACUGCUGCUGCUGCCCCUGCUGCUCCUGCUGCCACUGCCCUCGCUUCUGCCGCUGCCACAGCUGCUGCUGUGUCAUCUCCUAGCCCGGCUCUCACUGGGCCAUGGGGCCUGCCACAGGAUCCCCGGCAUGACAGGCCCCAGCCUCUGCUCAGGCGGCCAUAGGAGCGCCUGGACAUUUGGGGCAGCCACUGGGCCACUGCCAUGGGCAUCAGCCACCUCCCACCCUGGACAGGGGCACCUACCUGCCAAGAAGGCCAACAUCUCAGCUCUGGCCCCUUGAAACGGAGCCCUGGGCACUGGUCAUGAUGGCAGCCCUAGGGACACCCGUGACCACCUCCCUCCAGGCCCAGGCCCCAGGCAAUAAAGCACAGGGAGCUUUGUUCUGGUGACUCUUCUUCUUUGCUGCUGCCCUCUUUGGGGGGCAUCCCGGACUGAACCGACCACAGGCCCCCAGCCUCUGUGGGAGUUUAGGGGUGGGGAAGCUGCUGCCUCAUGACACCCUAAGCUGCACUGCAGGUCUCAGGCCUGCCCAGACGCUGGACAGGAGGGGCGGGAGUGUGUUUCCCUGCCCUGGCCCGGCCAGGCCUGGGUUUGAGCUAUCCUGCCUUCUCUAGGGCUGAGGCCGGACCUGGGAGACAGGGCCGUCUGGGGGUCAGACAGCAGGAAGAUGCCGUGCAUGGAACCGGGGCAUGGAGCCCCGAGAAAGGCCUCCGGGAGGAG